GACACGUCCGAGGCUCGGUUCUUAUCCACAGCUUUUUAGCAGGAAAAGUUUUAUCUACAAAUUACAAAUCGUUCCGAGGCACAAACUCUAAAUACAGAGUGUGACAAAGGAAACAAAAAAUUCUGCAAAAUUCCAAAGCAACCACUUUUAGAAGGAUUGCUGUUCUCUUUUCUUUUAUCUCUUGACACCAUGGGAGGAAUCUCGGGCUUUCUAACAAAUUUUCCCCCUUUUAUCUACUUUUUGUUGUCUCUCCUUGAAAGAAUCCCUGUCAAAUUGCCCAUGCAAAUUGAAAAAAUGGUUUCUCGUGUUUCUUAUGCUCGCACCGGCAGGCACUUGCAGCGCUAUGAUAACAGAGGCUUUCGAUUAGUUGUUGGAUGCAUUCCGUACAGAUAUAGGAAAACGAAAGACGCAACUUCAAACGAUGAAGCGAUUGAAGUUCUUGUAAUUAGUGCACAGAAUAGUGAAGGAAUGUUAUUCCCCAAGGGGGGUUGGGAAAAAGAUGAAUCCAUGGAAGACGCAGCCAUUCGAGAGACGUUUGAGGAAGCUGGUGUGAUUGGCGAUAUUGAAUGCGAAUUAGGUAAAUGGUCAUAUAAAAGCAAAAGGCAGAGUAUAUUCCAUGAAGGCCACAUGUUUGCUUUGCUUGUCAAGCAAGAGUUAGAUCGCUGGCCUGAGAAAAACAUCCGGAAACGGAAAUGGGUGACAGUCUCUAAAGCUAGAGAAGAAUGCCCACAUUUGUGGAUGAGGGAAGCUUUACAAGAGUUAGUUCACCGCCAUAUGCAGCCUCGGCCAAAGGAGGAAGUAAAGGAAACAGCCUGCAAGAAGAACACUUAGCAAGCAUGGGGUUUUUCUUUGAAUUUGUGAGAUUAGAAGGAUAGAUCAAUGUAAAUGAGGGGACAUCGGCAUUCAACCUUGCAAGAGAAGGGAAUUUUGGAGAUUAAGCUACUAAUUUAGGAUGUUCCAACUGCUUUUUCCAUCAUUCUGGAUUCUGAAUGGAUUCGAUGAAACAGAUGGAAAUUUUUUGAAUGUUUGUAAGGCAGAAAAUCUGAAAUGUACAAAUAUCAAUUGUUGUUUUUUUAUUCUUUUCAGUAUGUAGAAAAUUUUGAUUCAUUCUUUCAGUUCAAUAUAAUUUUGAAGAUACUUAUUUCAAUUCAGUGGAUUUGUCGUUUGAAUCAA
Molecule: messenger RNA, 1173 nt
Organism: Durio zibethinus
Lineage: Eukaryota; Viridiplantae; Streptophyta; Magnoliopsida; Malvales; Malvaceae
Product: nudix hydrolase 4-like
Cellular component (GO): nucleus; cytoplasm
Molecular function (GO): pyrophosphatase activity
Source: RefSeq, a predicted model, not a curated record